AUGCGUGUGUUCGUCGGUGGCCGUGACACGUGGCGAUGGUCUAGGUUGUUAUUGUUGGCGGCGCCUGCGACAGUGGCAACGACGCCGACGACGACGACGACGCCGCCGACGACGACGCCGCCGACGACGACGACGACGACGACGACGACGCCGAGUCCGUUGCGUUGGAUAAGUGCCUAUUGGGAUCGUCUGGGGCGUGAGGAUUUCGAGUUGGUUCGGCCGUUGGUGGAGCGGCAUCGUUUGGAAACAUUGAUCCCUUCGGCGCCGCGUCAUCCGGCGCGUGUUCAUACGGGGCACGUUCGGCGGAAGCUGUUGAUGUUCGCUGCCGCAGGAUGGCACGUGGUGAGUGACGAUCGGUGUAGUCAGCCGCUGUACGUGCCGGCGAUUGCGCGGAAGACGGAGUUGGCGGCGCAAAUCGAGAAGAUGCAUACGUGUCUGACGUCGCACUCGUGUGUGCUGCGAGACGAUUUCGAGGCGUACCGGCGAUUGCACGGCUCGCUAUCGGAGGCGCAGUGGAAGAAGCUUAAGACGACGGAGCUGAGUUGCUUCGAGCGUUGCCCGCUCGCUUAUGUAGAGCUGGCUGCGGUCAUCUCGCUCUUCUACAAGUUUCCCUACGGACUACUAAGCCCCAUCUCAAGACGGCACGUAUCCCAACGACUGAAACUAGGACCCAAGUCUGUCCGCUUUGAACGCUGGGUUACGGGUUGUCUUCUGCAGCGGUCCGGUGCAUCCAUCGAAGACCUCGCCACCUUCUGUGCGAGCAAACUCCAUUACAACCCACGUUGGACAGAGUAUGGAUCCCAUUUGCUCGAGUGCGUCAAGAAGACCAGAACAACUUUCGAUGAUUACUGGCGAAAAGGAGACUCCUGCUGGCCACCGGAUGACCCGCGCCGGAUCGAACUCCUUCUGCUUUUAAACAAAAGAAUUGCCGCACUACCCACCAUCACCGCCGCAGAUUUCGGCACCCUCACGCAACAGAUGCUAGACGACCAAUUCGCAACACAACACUGCACUCAAGACACGUCCAUGCAGGAGAUAGACAUGCCUAUGGAAUGCCAAACGGCCAGCCAGCCCGGUCUCGCGAACGCGGAGCCGAGAGGUAAGUCUUCUCGGUUUGGUAAGUUUCCGACGAACAAGUCUCCAGUCAUCCAUGUCGAACCGAGCAGUGAGGUGGACCCAGCGGUGAGUGAAGUGGAGACGGAGUGGUUGGCUGCGUACUGGGAGCCGUUGAGUCAGGCGCGGUUCGAUGCGUUGAAAAGUGUGGCACAUCUGGGCCCGGAGCGGCUGCGUAUACGGUGGUCGUUGUGUGGACCGUUAGUGCGUCCGAUACUGGAUCGGCGGUGGACCUUGACAUCUACAAGGUGUAGUCGCGCUCUGUACAUUCCGAGCCUCGCGCAUCAGCGGGCAUCAGUGCAUAAGUUGUUUGGUAGUGAAUUCGCCGCAUAUUUGGUGUUGUACGGUUCGAUACCGUCUUUAUGUUGGGCACAAUUCCGUUCAAUUGAACCGCAUCAUUUCGUGAAAUGUUCUAUAUCUUAUGUCGCAUUGGCUGAGGUCGUGUGCACCUUCUUCCAAGCCCCAUAUGGCCUGAUCGACAACUACUUACAUCUCCCACUAUCCAAGUCCUUCCCUUCGAAAAACUUUCCACUCAAAACCAUCCGCGGACAACCUCUCGUUUGGGAAACAGCUUGCCUUCUUCAGUACUCCCAAACACCUCCACAACAAUUGCUAUACUUUUGUACUACACUCCUUAAUCACGCUGCCGCCAACGCCGCCUGUAAUGGCAACGACGACGAAGCCAAAAAGUGGCUUCGCCGACUCACCAAACUACGACAGAAAGUGCAACUCACGCUUACUCUCUCAGCGAACAAAUUCUGCCCCAUCACGCAAGACCACUGCUGGGCCUCCGACCGCACGCUGGAGCGCUACCAGGCGAAGAACCAGAACAUCGACCACAACGACCAAAACAUUCAAGAGACCUAUCCCAGUCAAGAGACCUAUCCCAGUCAAGAGACCUAUCCCAGUCAAGAGACUUAUCUCAGUGAAGAGACCCAUCCCAGUCAAGAGACCUAUCCCAGUCAAGAGACCUAUCCCAGUCAAGAGACCUGCUUGCAGUCCGAUGCGCAGAAAGCGACUAUGGAGUGGGAGGACCAGAUUCGGUCUCUGUGGGAAACGAAUGCGGGGGUAAUAUCGCAGUGUCUGGACAUUCUAUGUGAACAAGGUAGUGCAAUGAAUGUGGGAUGGGGGGGUCCGUCUUGA
Molecule: messenger RNA, 2256 nt
Organism: Gregarina niphandrodes
Lineage: Eukaryota; Apicomplexa; Conoidasida; Eugregarinorida; Gregarinidae
Exons: 1
Coding region: 1-2256 (751 amino acids)
Source: RefSeq, a predicted model, not a curated record